Sarcophilus harrisii (Tasmanian devil) is the source of this 4532-nucleotide messenger RNA. RefSeq names its product importin 8 (gene IPO8). The transcript is spliced from 25 exons. NCBI's taxonomy places the organism in Eukaryota, Metazoa, Chordata, Mammalia, Dasyuromorphia, Dasyuridae. Gene Ontology annotation, molecular function: small GTPase binding. Gene Ontology annotation, biological process: protein import into nucleus. Gene Ontology annotation, cellular component: cytosol; nuclear envelope. The coding region runs from base 452 to 3559 and encodes 1035 amino acids. The record is from RefSeq and is a predicted model, not a curated record.
CCACUUCUCUUCUCUCUAAGCUCCAGCUCCCUCCGAAAGCGGGAAGUUCUUUUCCGUACAACAACAUGGCCGCCUCCUGACUAGGGUCCCCACCCCCGGGAGGAGGAGUAAGAAAGAAGAGAAAGCGGUUGCCGUAAAGGAAGGAGUUCUUCCUUUCCUUCCACUUCCACCCCUCCCCCGCCCGUCACAGGUGUCGCAAACCGGUGAAUGGAGAGGGAGUUGGGGGAGUGGGAGGAGGAAGGAAAGAAAGGUAUCAGCGAGUCCGGACGGCGCUGCCCGGAGUUUCUGGUGGCGGCGGCCGCCGGAGCCAGUAGCCGGAGCUGGGCCUCGGGUAGACGGCACAAAGGAGAGAGAAGGCGGGGGAGAUUAAAUCCAAGCUGCCGGUACUUCUGUUGCCCGGGCCUGUGGAGAAGGUGGCGGUAGAGUCCUCUCUUCCUGAGCGAGGGAGAAGAUGGAUCCCAACCGGAUCAUCCAGGCGCUGAAAGGCACCAUAGAUCCCAAACUGCGGAUAGCGGCCGAAAAUGAGCUCAACCAGUCUUACAAGAUUAUCAAUUUUGCUCCGAGUCUGCUUCAGAUUAUAGUCUCAGACCAAGUUGAAUUCCCAGUACGUCAAGCAGCUGCCAUUUACCUGAAGAACAUGGUGACGCAGUACUGGCCAGAUCGAGAACCCCCACCUGGAGAAGCAAUAUUUCCAUUCAACAUUCAUGAAAAUGAUCGCCAGCAGAUUCGAGAUAACAUUGUGGAAGGAAUAAUUCAGUCUCCAGAUUUAGUGAGGGUCCAGUUAACAAUGUGUCUCCGUGCCAUCAUUAAGCAUGAUUUUCCUGGUCAUUGGACUGCUGUGGUAGACAAGAUAGGCUAUUACUUACAAUCUCAAAGCAGUGGAAGCUGGCUUGGAAGCUUAUUAUGUCUAUAUCAGCUUGUGAAGACAUAUGAAUACAAGAAAUCAGAGGAAAGAGAACCUCUUAUAGCAGCAAUGCAAGUAUUUUUGCCUCGAAUUCAGCAGCAAAUUAUACAGCUUCUUCCUGAUCCAUCCCAUUACUCUGUACUUCUUCAGAAGCAGAUUCUGAAAAUUUUCUAUGCACUUGUUCAGUAUGCAUUACCACUUCAAUUGGUGAACAAUCAAACUAUGAUGCAUUGGAUGGAGAUAUUUCGCACUAUUAUUGAUAGAAUAGUUCCCCCUGAGACUUUACAGAUUGAUGAAGAUGAUAGACCAGAAUUGGUAUGGUGGAAAUGUAAGAAGUGGGCACUACACAUUGUAGCUCGUCUUUUUGAACGAUAUGGAAGCCCAGGAAAUGUGACCAAGGAAUAUUUUGAAUUUUCAGAAUUCUUUCUGAAAACUUAUGCAGUAGGAAUCCAGCAGGUGCUUUUAAAAAUUUUAAACCAGUAUAGACAGAAAGAAUAUGUAGCUCCACGUGUUCUUCAGCAAACAUUAAACUAUCUUAAUCAAGGGAUAAUUCAUUCUAUUACUUGGAAACAGAUGAAGCCACAUAUACAGAAUAUAUGUGAAGAUGUGAUUUUCACUGUGAUGUGUUAUAAAGAUGAGGAUGAAGAACUAUGGCAAGAGGAUCCAUAUGAAUAUAUACGAAUGAAGUUUGAUGUUUUUGAAGAUUAUGCAUCCCCAACAACAGCAGCUCAGAAUCUGUUAUAUACUGCAGCAAAGAAAAGAAAAGAGGUGUUACCCAAAAUGAUGUCAUUCUGUUAUCAAAUCCUUACAGAACCAAACUUUGACCCCAGGAAGAAAGAUGGAGCAUUGCAUGUAAUAGGUUCCCUAGCUGAUAUUUUAUUGAAGAAGAGUAUGUUCAAGGACCAAAUGGAAUUAAUGCUGCAGAAUCAUGUAUUUCCAUUGUUUUUGUCUAACCUGGGAUACCUCAGAGCAAGAUCCUGUUGGGUUCUUCAUUCAUUUAGUACUUUGAUAUUUCAUAAUGAGCUCAACCUAAGAAAUGCAGUUGAACUAACAAAAAAGAGCCUCAUUGAAGAUAAGGAGAUGCCUGUCAAGGUAGAAGCUGCAGUUGCUCUUCAGUCAUUAAUUUGUAACCAGGAACAAGCCAAAGAAUAUGUGAAGCCACAUGUGAGGCCUGUCAUGCAAGAACUAUUACACAUUGUUAGAGAGACAGAAAAUGAUGAUGUUACCAAUGUCAUCCAGAAGAUGAUAUGUGAGUACAGUCAAGAGGUGGCUACUUUCGCUGUGGACAUGACCCAGCAUUUGGCUGAGAUAUUUGUCAAAGUUCUUCAUAGUGAUGAAUAUGAAGAAGUAGAGGACAAAACUGUUAUGGCUAUGGGAAUUUUACAUACUAUCGACACUAUUUUGACAGUUGUGGAAGAUCAUAAAGAGAUAACUCAGCAGUUGGAGUGCAUUUGUCUUCGGAUCAUUGGUCUUGUUUUGCAAAAGCAUGUGAUAGAAUUUUAUGAAGAAAUUCUCUCAUUGGCAUAUAGUUUGACUUGUCAGAUGAUUUCACCUCAAAUGUGGCAGCUGUUAGGUAUAUUGUUUGAAGUUUUUCAGCAGGAUUGCUUUGAAUAUUUUGCAGACAUGAUGCCUCUCCUGCACAAUUAUGUUACUAUAGAUACGAUUACUUUAUUAUCCAAUCCCAAGUAUCUAGAGAUAAUUUACACAAUGUGUAGGAAGGUCUUGACUGGAGAUGCAGGAGAAGAUGCAGAAUGUCAUGCAGCCAAACUUUUGGAAGUAAUUAUUCUUCAGUGCAGAGGAAGAGGAAUUGAUCAGUGCAUUCCACUGUUUGUAGAAGUUGUGUUGGAAAGAUUAACCAGAGGGGUUAAAACAAGUGAACUCCGUACCAUGUGUCUUCAAGUUGCUAUUGCUGCCUUGUACUACAAUCCUGAUCUGCUUUUGCAUACCUUAGAAAGCCUUCAUUUUCCACAUAAUCCUGGACCUAUAACUGCACAGUUUAUAAAUCAGUGGAUGAAUGAUACUGAUUGUUUUCUUGGGCAUCAUGACAGGAAGAUGUGUAUUAUAGGUCUGAGCAUCUUGCUGGAAUUACAAAAUCGACCUCCUGCAGUAGAUGCUGUGGCUGGACAAAUUGUUCCUUCAAUUCUUUUUCUUUUCUUGGGCCUCAAACAAGUCUGUACUACUAGACAGCUUACAGACCAAAGACAUCAUUCUAAAGAGGAAAAGGCAGAUGUAGAAGAUAAUGAGGAAAUUCCAAGUGAUGAGGAAGAUACAAAUGAAACUAGUCAAACAAUGCAUGAGAAUAAUGGAGGAGGAGAUGAAGAUGAAGAAGAAGAUGAUGAUUGGGAUGAAGAUGUUUUAGAAGAAACUGCUCUUGAAGGAUUCAGCACUCCACUUGAUCUUGAAGAUAGUGUCGAUGAAUAUCAGUUUUUUACACAGGCUCUGUUAAAUGUGCAACAACGGGAUGCUUCCUGGUACCAUUUGUUGACAGCACCACUAAGUGAAGAACAGAAGAAAGCAUUACAGGAAAUUUACACAUUGGCCGAACACCGGAGAAAUGCUGCAGAGACAAAGAAGAUUGAACAAGGAGCCUUCACCUUUGAUAAUAAAGGCAUCCUUUCAGCAUUUAACUUUGGGACUAUACCUAGCAACAAUUGAAGAAAAAAUUCAAAGACUGAAUUUCAUCAUUAGAUUUUAUUUCAAGUGGUUAUUGACUUUUGAGGGUUAAGGGGAAGAAUUUAGAGUUUUCCUAAGUGUCUUGCUCUACCAGUUUCCUUAAGCAGCACUUUUAUCUCCUUUUCCUGAUCCUGGUAUUUUAAACAGCCACAGUAAUGUAUGAAAUUAAAAAAGAAAAAUGUUGGACUUAAAAAACCAACGAUAUACUCCAAAGGGUGAUUGACUGAGGUAGAUUUGAAUCAAAUUGCACUUCUCAGGUUUUUGCCAUGCAGAAUUGUUUGAUUUAUACCUGGAUAACAGUGCCUUCUGUUGUACAUGGAUUGCCUGGAAAAAAAAAAAAAAAGCAAAAACAAAACAUGGAGUGCAUUGCAGUUUUUUAAUCAUAUAUUGUAUGACUUGGUUAUGUGUUUUCCUGUUCUGCAUUUUACUACAUGAAUUUAUUAUUUGAUGUUUAGUUAUAAUUCACUUUGGUUUUAAAAACAUAAUUGCUACCCCUCUCAAGAGAUGUCUCUGGGAAAUUUCUUCAGGAUUUGUAAAAUAUGCAUGGCACUGAUAAAAGUUUCAUUUGUGAAAAUGUUCAUAUGUUUCUUUUUGAAGACUAUUACACAAUUUCCUCUACACUUGCCUCUUCUCAAACCCUUUUCUGUUCCAAAAGAUUUAAGAUUUUUCUUUCAGGGACGGUCAAUCUGAGAAUUAUCCUAGUACCUUCAGGACCCUCUUACUGGCAGAAAGUAAUAACACUUAUGAGCAGGUGUUGUGAACAGUAAAGGAGCUAUGUAUAUAGUCGUGUGAUUUUAAUUAUAUUAAUUCGUUGCUAUAUUUAAAGCACAUUGAAAUCCCAGAAGAAAUAUAUGCUAUUUGGGCAUGCCAUCUUUCUGGGUAUGAGGCAUUUCUUUAAAAAAAAAAAAUCCAUUAUCAUUCCAGCUGUAUUUUGAGAGCAGUAGGGUCUAAAACA